GGCCGCCUGCGCUGAGCGCUGCCGGCUGAACUGAGCCCGAACUGAGCCGAGCCCAGCCCAGGCCAGCCCAGCCCGAACAGAGCCCUCCAGCCGCCGGGCCGCCCCUCCCAUGCGCCUGCCGAGCAUGUCCCAGCACUUCCUGCUGGCGCCCAUCGCCGAGUGCACCCUGGGUCCCCCCGGUACCCAGGUCCGCCUGGCCGUGCUGGGCGCCCGCGGCGUCGGCAAGAGCGCGAUGAUCGUGCGGUUCCUGACGAAGCGGUUCAUUGGGGACUAUGAGCCCAACACAGGCAACCUCUACUCCAGGCUGGUCCAUCUGGAGGGAGACCACGUUGCUGUGCAGAUCCAAGACACGCCAGGGUGUAUCCAGGUGCAGGAAGACUGUAUGCAGAUGCUGGACUCCCUGUCCAGGUCUGUGAAGUGGGCAGAGGGCUUCCUCCUGGUCUACUCCAUCACAGACUACAGCAGCUACCAGUCAGUCCGACCUCUCUACCAGCACAUACGCAAGGUCCACCCAGAUGCCAGGACUCCCAUCAUUAUCGUGGGGAACAAAGCAGACCUCCUUCAUGCCAGGCAAGUCCAGGCAAAAGAGGGACUACAGCUAGCAAAUGAACUGGGCAGCCUGUUCUUGGAAAUAUCCACAAGUGAUGACUCCCAAGGCGUCUGUGAUGUUUUCCAGUAUCUUUGCAAGGAGGUCAGCAAGCUACAGCAGGCCAGCAGCACAGACAGGAGGUGGUCGUCCAUCAUCCCUCGGCCCAAAUCUCCCAACAUGCAAGAUCUAAAGAGACGUUUCAAACAGGCUUUAUCUUCCAAAGUCAAGUAAUACCUCCCCCCGCCCCAUGAGAUCCUGUGUGACUCAAUAGACUUUAUUUUUGUAAACUAGUUAAUAAAAAUCUUUAUUUUUGUACUUAUGCCAGCAGUAUGGAAGUAAGUAUGUUAAAGCUUACCAUUUCCUUGCCAUUCUCUCUUGUUUGACUGGUUGGGUUAUUUUUACACACACAAAAAUGCUGCAUAGCAACUAAAUAGAAGUACUUGGAGAAGGGGGGUUUUGCCAGGAGGUUUUGAUUCUGUUUCUGUUUUGGGCUGGGAUUUUAUGUUUUACUCUGCCUAGAUGACUUUUUUGGGCCUCAGUUUCCUUUUUGUAAAAUGGGAAUGAUGAUGAUGUAACACCUGCCCUUAUAAAAUGCUUAGAAAGCCUUUGAUGGAAAGCUUUAUAUGGAGAGGAAAAAAAAGUUUUAUUAAACAUAAAAAUAUAAUUGUCUGUAAGCAUUCUGAUAAGCACUCUUUUCCCUCUCUCCUGCUGUUUUGUUUGCACCUGUAAUUGCCUGGAUGAUGAGAAGCUGUUAGGAAUGAGUUUGAUUUCUGAUGUGCUUUAGAAAUCUAUCUAUCCUGCAGAAUUAAUCUUUUGAGCCCAAAGCAUUUAACAGGAUGGUUGAGUUUCUCCUACAGUUUACCAUGGGACAAAGUGCUGAGCAAUCAGCCGCAGAGGAGUGUGUGGGAUGGCUGUUGCUUUCCCUGGAGAUGUCUGAUAGGAAAGACAGUUGCAUAGGUUCCCAUAACAGAAAGUAGCUACAUUUAAAAGGAAUCACAACUUUAUCUUCCCCAGGGCAAUUUCCUAGCUGUUGGAAAUAGGUCAGACUUUUUACUCUUAUUUCACAUAAGCUCUGUGCCAUACUAGAAGGGUUUUGAUUAACUAUUUGCUGGAUGUCUGAGCAUGGAAUGUGGGGUUUACAUUUCAAAUACGCCUCUGAAGUAUGUGCGUGGUAUUGUUAAAAAAUAAACUCUGUUCCUUGAUGAGUAGAAA
Columba livia (rock pigeon) is the source of this 1801-nucleotide messenger RNA. RefSeq names its product RAS like family 11 member A (gene RASL11A). Lineage: Eukaryota; Metazoa; Chordata; Aves; Columbiformes; Columbidae. Gene Ontology annotation, molecular function: GTPase activity; GTP binding. The transcript is spliced from 4 exons. The record is from RefSeq and is a predicted model, not a curated record. The coding region runs from base 110 to 820 and encodes 236 amino acids.